This is a messenger RNA of Microthlaspi erraticum, 1152 nucleotides long. Lineage: Eukaryota; Viridiplantae; Streptophyta; Magnoliopsida; Brassicales; Brassicaceae. The record is from the annotation of a GenBank genome assembly.
AUGGCACAACGUGCAACGAAAGAAGAGACAUUGUCCAUGCCAGACUGGACUCUUCUCCCUGAAGAUCUUCUUCACGUUGUCUCGACACAUCUAGAGAACUUUUUUGAUAUUGUUCAAGCUCGAUCUGUUUGCAGCUCGUGGCGAUCCACAUUUGCCUUUCCUGCUUGCCUAUUACGCCCAAGUUACUGUCUUCCCUCGUUCGCCGAGUUCCCUUGCGUAAGCAAAGACUUGUGCAUCCAGAAGAUCCCUUUGUUCCUUUUUAUGGUCCAAACUUCUCCUGCAGCUUCUGAGUUGCUUUGUGAGUUUUUCCUGGGAGAAAUAGGCCGGGACAAGUCAGAGGAUGGUGUUGAGCUUCCAUCUCCUCCUAUUCAGUGCUCAGUGAAAGUGAAGAUCGAUCCAACCUUGAUGAACAUGCUCGACCGCCAUAUCUUCCCUUUGGGCCAUCAGUACAAAAUGAUAGGUUGGGAUCCUGGAAACUGGAGACAAGAUUAUAGAGGCAUGACUUUUCUUCCGUUAAACAAGGAGAGAAGAAGAGGAGAAUUCAUUGUGCUCCUCAACUACGCUAAACGGCUGUUUGUGCUAACAAGUGCUGAAAUGAGAUGGAUGCGGCUUAAGAGAUUCUCAGUUGCUUCAUGCAAAGAUUUAGUCACUUUUAGAGGUAGGUUUUACGCAACAUUUAUGAACGGGGACAUAUUCGUUAUCGAUCCUUAUUCACUGGAAGCUACUACCCUGUUGCCGCCCUCGGAGCUUCUUGCCUCUGUUUCAUGCGAGUAUCUAGUUCCAUCAGGCAAUGAUGAACUUUUCCUGGUUGAGAAAUUCCUCUAUUAUACUGGCGUGUCAAUUUUGAGUCCGUUCGCAUUAAGAGUGAGUAGGCUAGAUGAGGAGGCUGGUAAAUGGGUUGUGGUCACCGAAUUAGGAGACCGUGUGUUGUUCAUUAAUGGAGAUUUGGGAAAUGUCUGCUGCUCGGCUAAGGAUCUUCCAUAUGGUUGUGGUGUGAGUGGGGACUCAAUUUUGUUCACCAAUGAGCUAAGCGGUGUAAUAACUUGCUUCUAUAAAUAUGGAGGAGAUGAUAACUUUAAAUUUUGGAGAUACUCAAGAGAGAAUCAUGUGAAAACCCUCAGCACAUUUCCGGUGGAGGGCUCUCCAGGUUGA